AUGAAAAUCGAUCAAAUUGUGGUCGGGUUUGUGAGAGAAACGGAAAGGAGUGGGGCGAAUGGAACAAUGGCCGAGGGAUCGGUGACCCUGAUCGACGAUGGAAAAGAGAAGAUUUUGGUGGAUGUUGGAUCGCCGGAUAAUUGGACGGAGAUCGAGGAUGGACUGAGGAAAAGAGGAUUGGCGGUUGGGGAUAUUGAUACGGUUGUGAUCACGCAUGGGCAUUUGGAUCAUUGCGCAAAUUUGGGCCGCUUCGGGAAUGCGCGAAUCUACAUGGAUAACGAUGUGCGAUCACCGGAUCGAGUGUAUUCGAGUACGGAGAAGGAGAUCUCACUCACCGCUCGGAUCUCAAUUCGAAAAUUUCGAGGUCAUACCGAUAACGAUUUGGCGGUGAUUGUACGAGAUGAGGAAAUGGGAACGGUUGUAGUGGCUGGGGAUCUCUUUGAGCACGAGAAUGAUGAGAACGAUUGGCGGGCGAAUAGUCGAUAUCCGGACGAUCAUCAACGAAGUCGCGACGAGAUUCUCGAAAUGACCGAAAUUGUUGUGCCGGGGCAUGGAGCGAUGUUUAGGGUCAAGAAGAGUAAA
Mesorhabditis belari is the source of this 582-nucleotide messenger RNA. The record is from the annotation of a GenBank genome assembly. NCBI's taxonomy places the organism in Eukaryota, Metazoa, Nematoda, Chromadorea, Rhabditida, Rhabditidae.